Ichthyophthirius multifiliis is the source of this 606-nucleotide messenger RNA. RefSeq lists its product as hypothetical. The transcript has a single exon. Gene Ontology annotation, molecular function: structural constituent of ribosome; mRNA binding. NCBI's taxonomy places the organism in Eukaryota, Ciliophora, Oligohymenophorea, Hymenostomatida. Gene Ontology annotation, cellular component: cytosolic large ribosomal subunit. Gene Ontology annotation, biological process: cytoplasmic translation. The record is from RefSeq and is a predicted model, not a curated record.
AAAAAAAAAAAAAAAAGAUAAAAACAAAAAAAAAACCACAUAAUUAAAAAUGGUCGUAAAAACUGAUAUUUGCUCAUUCAGUGAAUAUAAAAUAUACCCUGGAAGAGGUUAAAGAUACUUUGCUAAAGACGGAAGAGGAUUCUUUUUCUUAACCAAAAAAGCCAAAAGUCUUUCAUUCAGAAAAGUAAAAGCUUAAAAAAUUACAUGGACAGUAGCAAGAAGAAGAUUAUUUAAAAAAGUAAAAAGCACUGAUAUUUCAUUAAGAAAAAAAAAGAAAGCGGUAGUGACCUAAAGAGCAAUUGUAGGUAUUUCCUUAGAAGAACUAAACAAAAGAAAAAAUUAAGAUGCUUAAGUUAAAAAGGCUGAAGCUGAAAAAUACCUUAGAGAUUAUAAAUAGAAAAAAUAAUAGGUAAUUGACAAGAAAAGAGCUGAUAGAAAAUUAUAAGGAAAAGAUACUAAGAUUGCAAAAAAAUAAGAUGCUAAAAAAGUCAAGAACCCUAAAUAAGCUAAAAAAUAAUGAGAUUUUUAGCACUAGUUAAUUAUUUCUUUUUUAAUAUAAAAGAAGAAAUAAUUUAUAUUCUAUUUUUAUAUUGUUUUUUUUUUUUU